AUGAAGGGCUUAGGAGACAACAGAAGCCGCCAUCUCUCCGAUAACCUGGACUCCCCUCAAGACUCUCUUUAUGCCCCCCAGGACAGGAACCCUUAUCUCCUCAGCCCCACCGACUCCUUCACCAUGGAUCCCCGAUUCCCAACCCAGAACACCGUCCAUGGCGACUGUCUCCUUCCACUCAACAACCAGAUCUCCAACAGCAGCACUUUCCCUCGCAUCCAUUACAACUCCCACUUCGAGGUCCCAGAUGACAACCCUUUUCCGAGCCAUGCCCAAGCCACCAAGAUCAACCGCCUACCUGCCAACCUCCUCGACCAGUUUGAGAAGCAGCUGCCCAUCCACAGGGACGGCUUCAGCACCCUCCAGUUCCAGCGGAGCGACGCGAAGCACCGCAGCGAGAGCCCGGGGCGCAUCCGGCACCUCGUGCACUCCGUGCAGAAGCUCUUCGCCAAGUCCCAGUCUCUGGAGGGCCCCAGCAAGGGCAACGUGAAUGGGAAGAAGGGGGCAGAUGACGCCAAGCAAAACCGGAGGAGCAAGAGCAAGGACCGGGCAAAGACCUCCGAACCCAAGCGCAGGACCAGGUCCAACAUCUCCGGCUGGUGGAGCUCCGAUGACAACCUGGACAGCGACACCUGCAGCUACCGCAACCCCAUGGGGCUGAUGACGCUGGGCCGGCAGCCCGACCACAGCCAGCCAAAGUACUUCAUGCACGCCUACAACACCAUCAGCGAGCACAUGCUGAAAUCCUCCAAGAGCAAUAACGACCUCAAGGUCACCCCUUGCACCAAUAUCCCCAUCAACAAUGACUCCAACUACAUCAAGCGGGGCUCCUGGUCCACGCUGACGCUCAGCCAUGCCCGGGAGGUGUGCCAGAAGGCCUCCGCCACCAUUGACAAAGCCUUGCUCAAAUCCAAGUCCUGCCACCAGGACUUGGCCUACCACUACCUGCAGCCUGACGCAGGGCUGUGGGCACAGCUGGGUGGCACGGGCCUGGCCAGCAGCUGGGCAGCCCCACCGCUUGGCUGGGAGGACACGGGUGCCCCGCGGAGCUGGGACCAGCCCCUCAGCCCCGGGCCGACCGACGCAGGCAGCGCCCAGGUGCCUCACGGGGAGUGGAACAACACGCUGUCCCGGGACAAGGACAGCGAGAUCCCGUGCCGGCGCAUGCGGAGCGGGAGUUACAUCAAAGCCAUGGGGGAUGAUGACAGCGAAGACUCAGAAACCAGCCCCAAACCAUCCCCGAAAACUGCAGCUCGGAGGCAGAGUUACCUCAAGGCCACCCAACAGUCCCUGAGUGAGCAGAGCACCACACAAAGGAGCCUGGACCGCCUGGACUCUGUUGAGAUCCUUCUACCUCCGAAGUUCCCGACCUGGGAGGAAGAAUACAACCAGAUCUCUGACAGUGUCAACGAGUCCAGCUGCAUUAACCAGAUCUUUGGACCCCCCUCACUUAUCCCUCAGAUAUUUACCCAUGGAGAGCAGGCACCCGAGCCGGAGCUGGGGGAGCAGUACGAGCCCGUCUGCGACUCCACCUACAGCGAGGCCGAGUCGGCGGCUGCGGAGGUGCUGGACCUGCCUCUGCCCAGCUACUUCCGAUCCCGGAGCCACAGCUACCUCCGCGCUAUCCAGGCAGGCUGCUCCCAGGAGGACGACACGGGCUCCGUCCGCUCCAUCUCCCCGCCAGCCACGGGCAGCCUCAGCGGCAGCAGGACCCUGCCCACCAACAGUUCAUCAUGCCUAGUGGCAUAUAAAAAGACUCCACCUCCCGUCCCACCUCGGACCACGUCCAAGCCAUUCAUCUCUGUCACUGUGCAGAGCAGCACUGAGUCGGCGCAGGACACCUACCUGGACAGCCAGGACCACAAGAGUGAGGUCACCAGCCAGUCGGGGCUCAGCAAUUCCUCAGACAGCUUGGACAGCACCAGGACACCCAGCGUGACCAGGGGCAGCAUCGUCACUCCAGCCAGAGACACUCCAGAGUUACCUCAGAAAAAUGCAACUUUGAAAAGUGACAAAGGGACUCUGACUAACGAAGAGCCUAAAGUGGAGAAUAUCCCCAAAAGAAAGCUAUCAUCAAUAGGAAUACAAGUUGACUGCCUUCAGCCAGUGGCAAAAGAGGAGCCUCCUCCACCAGCCACCAAAUUCCAGUCCAUCGGGGUACAGGUAGAGGACGAGUGGCGAAACAGCCACUCCCGCAGCAUGUCCUCCAAACAGGACACAGACUCUGACACGCAGGAGCCAAAUAACUCCAGCUGUAAAUCAUCUGAGAGAAGCCUCGCUGAGUGCCCCCAGCACAACAACUCCGUUGGUGUUGAUGCCUCCACCAGGCAACCAGCCAAGCCCUCACAGAUUAAGAGAAACCUCUCCUAUGGAGACAACAACGACCCGGCCCUGGAGCCUUCUUCUCUCCCUCCUCCUGACCCCUGGCUCGAGAGCUCCUCCAUGUCGCCAUCGGAGCCGGCGCAGCCGGGGCCCUGCCGGCGGGAUGGCUUCUGGUUCCUGAAGCUGCUGCAGGCAGAGACUGAGCGCCUGGAGGGCUGGUGCCGUCAGAUGGACCAGGAGACCAAAGAGAACAAUCUCUCUGAGGAAGUCUUGGGAAAAGUCCUGAGUGCAGUGGGCAGUGCACAGUUACUAAUGUCACAGAAGUUCCAGCAAUUCCACGGCCUCUGUGAACAAAACUUGAACCCUAAUGCAAAUCCCAGACCCACAGCCCAGGACUUGGCUGGAUUUUGGGAUCUCCUCCAGUUGUCCAUUGAAGACAUCAGCAUGAAGUUUGACGAGCUGUACCACCUCAAAGCUAAUAGCUGGCAAUUGUCUGAGACACUGGAGAGAAAGGAAGAGAAGAAACCACCCCCUCCAGUGCCAAAGAAGCCGGCCAAGUCCAAAUCGCAGCUGAGCCGGGACAAAGGCUCCGACUCGGACAAGCAGCGGCAGGAGGCGCGGAAGCGGCUGAUGGCGGCCAAGCGCGCAGCGUCCGUGCGGCAGAACUCGGCCACCGAGAGCGCUGACAGCAUCGAGAUCUACGUCCCUGAGGCCCAGACCCGCCUCUGAGCCUGGCCAGGGCCAGCCCGCGGCUUUUAUAAGUCAUUAAAUGGAAAAAAAAAGGUUCUCUUGAAACUAGUGUGAUUUAUUCAGUCUAGAGACAAUGAGCCAUCCUUGAAAAGGGCUCCUGAGUUGGCUUUUUUUCUCUCUCAGCUUUAAGUAAUGAAGAUUUUAACAAAAAAAAA
Pseudopodoces humilis (Tibetan ground-tit) is the source of this 3227-nucleotide messenger RNA. The record is from RefSeq and is a predicted model, not a curated record. Lineage: Eukaryota; Metazoa; Chordata; Aves; Passeriformes; Paridae.